AUGCGCAGUAGAAGGAGGAGCGCGAGCUGCGUGGGCUUGUGCCUAGGCUUGUGUGUUUCGGGGCCUUGUGCUGGCGCCGGGGGCGCCGGUCUGGCGACUUUGGCACUCUUGGCGUUGGGUGGGCGGCACGUUGGGGGUCGCAUGAGCCAGUGGCAUCAUGCCCGUGGGCGCUGGGGUCAGCGUCGCGGCUUUUCCGGACGUUCGUCGGCCAGGAGGAAGGGCGGAAAGCACAUCCCGGAAAGAGAUUUGAAAAGAAUCUUGCUCCAGAAGAAUGUUUCUCCCCCAUGGAUCUUUUUUAACAAACACCAAGAACAAAACGAAGAACUUGGGCUGAUUAUUGACUUAACAUAUACUCGCCGCUAUUAUAAGCCAGAGAACUUAGCAGAAACCAUUCCUUAUUUAAAAAUUUGUACAAUUGGGCAUCAGGUGCCAGAUGACGACACUAGUUUUAACUUCCAGUGCGCUGUUAAUGGGUUUCUGAAAGAAAGUAAAGAUAAUGGUGGAAGGACUAUCUCCCAGUUGAACAGCGGAUGCCUGGGACCCGUUUCAUUGCUGUCAAAGUUCCUUUAAAAAAGGUGAGCGAAACUUAAUACCGUAUUCUUCCAGAAAUCUGAAUUCACCAUAUAGAGCCCUGGCUCUCAACCCCGUCGUACUCCAUUUUCCCUUUUUAUAGCAAAUACUUUUUACUACCUCUUUUGCUAUCCACAAAUGGAAUUCAUAGAUAAAUACAACCUACUUUUCUACUUAAUUAAUUAAAAAAACCAAUGGAAUGCCCUAACUCUAAAUAAAGAAUAAAGUAAUUUAUAAGAAAGUAAUAUGUAUCUCUGUAUGUAAAUG
Messenger RNA from Orcinus orca (killer whale), 837 nucleotides. Its product is annotated as RNA/RNP complex-1-interacting phosphatase-like. Gene Ontology annotation, molecular function: polynucleotide 5'-phosphatase activity. The transcript is spliced from 4 exons. The coding region runs from base 1 to 570 and encodes 189 amino acids. The record is from RefSeq and is a predicted model, not a curated record. Lineage: Eukaryota; Metazoa; Chordata; Mammalia; Artiodactyla; Delphinidae.